AUGAAUGGCCACACAUCAAUUCCCUCCCGGUUAUACCAGCCCGAAUCAGUCAACCUCGAUGAUUUCAAGGCGAUCUGUAAUCGCAAAGUCGACAAAUCCACCUACCCCCUCGCAGACACCGUCGAGCAAAAUGUACCCAUCUACGACCUCGCCGACCUAGAGGCCGACCAACAACACCCCAUCACAGCCACCUCUAUCUCCAACCUGCAAGAUGAGUGGCAUCACAUCUUACACACUGGACCCGGCAUCUUCGUACUGCGGGGAAUGUACAACCCAGCCCGAUACGCGCCAAUCCUAUCAUCCACAAACACCGCCUUCAACAACAUAAUUGCCAAAGAGCGCGAAUCCAACACCACCCAGGGCGACCACUUCGCCGCCGGCGGCACAAACGAUCGAAUCUGGAACUCAUUUUCAAAACACGCACUCGAGGAUCCAGCCUCGUUCGUCAAGUACUACUCCAACCCUUGGCUGGCGGCAGUCUGCAGCGCAUGGCUCGGCCCGGGCUAUCGUGUCACGGCCCAGGUUAAUGCUGUUCACCCCGGUGGCGCCGCGCAGGAGAGUCACCGCGAUUACCACCUCGGGUUUCAGGAUACGGAUACCUGCCUCUCAUACCCUGUUCCGACGCAAUUGACCUCGCAAUUCCUUACGCUGCAGGGUGCCGUUGCGCAUAGUGAGAUGCCGGUUGAGUCUGGACCCACGCGCUUCUUACCUUUCAGUCAGACCUACGCGCCUGGGUAUUUGGCCUGGCGAAGACCUGAAUUCCGCGCCUUUUUCCUGGAAAAGUAUGUUGCUUUGCCGCUGUCUUUGGGCGAUGGGGUAUUCUUUAACCCGGCAUUAUUCCACGCGGCGGGGGCAAACGUUAUGGAUGCUGGCCUUGGAGGAUUUCGGCGCGUCGCGAAUUUGUUGCAGGUUAGUAGUGCUUUUGGGAAGGCUAUGGAGAUGGUUGAUGCUAUUCCGUUGAUUGAGGCGUGUUGGGAGGUUUUGGUGAAGAGGUAUCAGGGUGCUGGGAAGACCUUUGCGGACGGGGAUUUGGAUCCUGGGAAAUUCUCGCAAGAGGCCAGGGAGGUUAGGGCUUUUAUUCAGGCUGUUGCGGAGGGGUAUCCUUUCCCGACUAAUUUGGAUCGUAGGCCGCCUGCGCCGAGUGGGAUGGCGCCGGAGAGUGAGCAGGAUAUUGUUAUGCGCGCGUUGGUGGAGGGUUGGGGUCGUGAGAAGGUUGUUGGUACGCUGCGGCAGAUGCGUUUGGAUUCGCAGCCUUGA
Molecule: messenger RNA, 1257 nt
Organism: Penicillium waksmanii
Lineage: Eukaryota; Fungi; Ascomycota; Eurotiomycetes; Eurotiales; Aspergillaceae
Product: phytanoyl-CoA dioxygenase family protein
Exons: 1
Coding region: 1-1257 (418 amino acids)
Biological process (GO): fatty acid alpha-oxidation
Molecular function (GO): phytanoyl-CoA dioxygenase activity
Source: RefSeq, a predicted model, not a curated record